Molecule: messenger RNA, 786 nt
Organism: Effrenium voratum
Lineage: Eukaryota; Dinophyceae; Suessiales; Symbiodiniaceae
Source: the annotation of a GenBank genome assembly
AUGAUGAGCUACUCAUAUUGCUUGAUGAUGUCCGAGUGGAACAAGGUGGAGGAGCAAGAGCAGAGGCUCUUCUGCUGGCUAGGUGGAAGUCUGCCGCUGCCUCCUGCGCUCCUGAAGUUGGUGGGCUGCGCUCACCCGCCUCGGCCAUCCCUGCCCUCGGCGAACUACCGGAAGUUGGCGAAGCUACUGGAAGCCUUAGAGACCAAUGCCAGCACCGCCGACGCCAUGAUGGGCACCAUGGAGUGCUUUGGCGCGGGAGUCGGACAAUGGCUAAAGAUCGCCGGCGAUGGGAAAGCACAUCUCCUGGAGGCGGUGCUAGCGCGCUUCCCUGGUGGGGUGGCCUUGGAACUCGGCAGCUUCGUGGGCUACACGGCGCUACGCCUGGGCCGCGCCCUGGCUCAGUCCGUGCCGGGAGUGCCGUUUCGAGGCUUCCUGACUGGAGAAGCGGCUUUGAGCAUCGAGGUGGACCCCAUCCACGGCUUGUUCACAAGGCACUGCCUGAUGCUGGCAGGUCUCUCCAGCGAAGUGUGGCUGGGACACUCAUCCGACCUCAUCCCCCGCCUCGCCGAGGAGUUCGGGGAUCGUCUUGGACUUGUCUUCAUGGACCACCGCGGCACGCGCUUCCACAGCGACCUGCAGCUGCUCGAGGGCCACGAGCUGCUGAUGCCUUGGGCGGGGGCCACUCAGCUGGUCUUCGACAACACCUUGAAGCCGGGGUCACCGCGGCUGCUUUGGCUGCUGACGCACGCAUUGCAGCCACUGCAGGUGGCCAGCACCCCGUCGUAA